Molecule: messenger RNA, 1667 nt
Organism: Anopheles moucheti
Lineage: Eukaryota; Metazoa; Arthropoda; Insecta; Diptera; Culicidae
Exons: 3
Coding region: 1-1239 (412 amino acids)
Source: RefSeq, a predicted model, not a curated record
AUGCACAGGCUGAUAGUGCUGCUACUGCUGCUGGCACUGCAAAUAGCGCGCCAUCGUGCGGCCGGAAAUGUUCUAUUCCGACAAUUUCUCAUUACAGCGGUGGAACGUAACUGCAUCGUGCCGCUGAAACCGGACUGGUCCUACUCAUCCCCGCUGAUAUUCACACAGAACGGUGUACUGAUCUCACCCGAAAGCGACAGCCAGCUCAUGGAGAUUACACUGGCCACCGGUGAUGAGGUGGUACUCUCCUGCUCACCCAACUAUUUCCGUGAAUUUUCCUCCGAAAAGGUGCUGUGGGCCCGAUGUAAGAAGGAUACAACGUUUGUGGUGAACGGUAUGGAUAAGAACUUCGUGUCGGCAUUGGCAUGUAAGGAGCGUCCGAUCGAGGAGAUCAUUGUGGCGGUGCGUGGAUGUCCGGCAACGUUGCGCUCGAUAGAGUACGGGUUCACCAAUCCGGUCACGAACAAAUCCUACAUCCUCGGCGAGGCGUGCUACGACGUAAAGCUCGGUCGCACUCACUUCAUCCACACCAAGGUAAAGUCCGGCACCAACAGCAUCGAACAGCUGGCACUCAAAGUAAAGGACAACGCGACUUACUUCCACGGCUAUCAUCCGACGCAACGGUACAAGGUUGACCUUAGCAAAGCGCUCAACAUAAACGACCAGGCGGAACGUUUCCGGCCCGUGUUUGGGGUGAAGAAUGCACCCAAGAUCGAGUCCCGCCGGUACAUCAACGAAGCGCUGCUCACCCACCGACAGUAUCUUUCAGUAUUAAAGAUGGCCUGGAACUACCAGAUCGUGAAGGAUCGCGAUCUGCUGCUGAACCUCGACCGGUUGCUGCAGGACAUCCGCGCGCUCGAGGUGUCCGAGGUGGAGAUAUACACCGGGGCGCACGGCGUCAUGACGCUACAGGACAAACACAAUCAGAGCGCGGAGGUGUACCUGGUGCGAGAGAAUCGCUUCCCGGUGCCAAGACUACACUGGACGGUGGUGCGCUCGCUGGAGCGGGCCGUCGCGUUUGCCGUCUUUGGCAAAUCGCCACAGACCGAGCAGGAGCAGGAGAGGCGAAGCUUCUGCGCGAACCUGUGCGAGCAGAUCUCAUGGCUGAAGAAGCUCCACGAAAACGAUGCGUGGCAGGAUGGCCGAGCCGGGUACGUACUUUGCUGUGAGCUGGAAGAUUUCCGCCGCACGGUGAAGGAGAUGCCACCGAUCAGUGGCGUCAAGGCGGUACUCGUUUAACGUCCCCACACGGUUGGUUCGGUUGGUAGCCCACCCGACCACAGCCAACAAGGCGGCUUAGUUCAAAAGACUCGCACUCGUCAUCUGCCCAGGAGAGGGGACACCUUGCUCACGCAAAAGAUCGUAGCCAUAAUACAUCGGGACGGAAGCAGUGAGUUUUGGCCGAUCGGAUAGGCUAGGAAUUGGCUACGCUCGGAACUGCUACAACUAUUGCUCUAUGGCUGCUGCUAGUACUUCCACAGCUACCACAACUACUACUACUUCUUCUGAAGUCUCUCCGGCCCGGCUCGAAGCCGGUGUCGGCAUUGUGAUUUUAAUUCAUUUUUUUUGUGUGUAAUGUUUUAAAUUAAAACUUUAGCUGUUAGAAUGUAGUAUUUUUAUGAAAACAACCAACAACAACAAAAAAAAAAAGUCCAAACACAUGAACA